AUGCAAAAGACAUAUUAAAUAAAAUUAUGUAAAAAUUGUGGAUAUACCCAUGCAGGUAUAUGUGCAGCUAAUCCUACAGAUUUUAUAUGGAAAUAUGGAGGAAAUAAUGUUUUAUAACAGGAUCAUGGAAUAAAUGUUGAUGGAACAUGGUAAUACGACCCUAAUUAGCAUACUGUAUCUGAUGGUUAUAACUCCUUUAAUAAUAUAAUAGAAAUAAUUCCAAGAAAUGUUGUUCAUGAUGAUAGUGAUGAUAGUGAUGACGAUUAAUACAAUCAUCAAGAUUAAAAUUUAAGCCCAUAAAAGAAUUAAUAAAAUUAAUUAUACUUAAACUAGAAUAAAAAUUCAUAAAAUUUAAAACCUAAAAAUGUGAUAAUAUGGACUAGUAUUGAUAUAAAAGAUUUAAAGGUAAAAGGUUCUUGGGAUAAUUGGUAAGGAGAAGUUUCUAUGUUUCAAAAAUUUAAUGCAUAUAAAUAAGCGUAUGAUUCAGUAGCAAAAAUAUAAUUAUAUCCAGGUAGAUAUGAAUAUAAGUUUUACAAAGAUGGUGUCUAUACGUAUGACCAUAAUUAAAAAUUAACCCGGGAUGCUAAUUAUAAUUAUAAUAAUGUAAUUGAUAAUAAUAAUCACAUUUGUUUAGAUGAUACGAAAUUAGAAUGGAAAUACUAAGAAUUUUCGCACUAAUCUUGGGAAAAAAUGAGAGGUCAAAUAUCUGGGCAUUCCAUGAAUAGAAUAGGGGAUUAUGUUUAUAUUUGGGCAGGUUAUAGAGGUUAAUAUCUUGAUAAUUUAUGGAGAAUGAAUGUUAAUACAUAUGAUGCUGAUUUAAUUGAUAUGUAAUCAGGAACUAUUCCAGAUGAAAGAGCAUACCAUUAAACUGUAAAUUAUGGAUAAAAAAUUUUACUUUAUGGAGGUCUUAAUUCGGAAAAAAUACUAACUGAUUACUAUGUAUUCAAUACAUCGAAUUUAACAUGGGAUAGGGCUGAAUUAGGUGGUCAAAAACCUUCACCUAGAGAAAGAAAUUCAAUGUGUAUUUUAAAGAAAAAAGCUUUAAUUAUUUUCGGAGGUUACUAUUGUAGUGAAGAUUUUGAAGCUGAAUAUCAUUAUAAUGAUUUGUUUAGUUUAAAUUUAUAAAAUUUAAAAUGGAGUGAACUUAAAGUUUAAGACGAAUUACCAGAAUAAAGAUUUGCACAUACAGCUAAUAUUUAUAAACAUAAAAUGUAUAUUUUUGGAGGUUUAUAAAAGAAUAUGGCUAACCCAGCAAAAAAUUUUAAUGAUGUUUGGUUUAUUGAUCUUGAAGAAGAAAAUUAAUUAAAAUGGAGAAAUUUAACUCCUUAAUUGAAAGGUAUAGCUCCUAAACCUAGACAUGGUCAUAUAAGUGUCCUUGUAGGUAAACUAUUACUUUUUUUUGGAGGAAGAGGUAAUAAUAAAGUUUUGUUUAAUGAUACCUUUAUUUUAGAUAUAAGACUUAAAUAAUGGAUUUAACCUGAUAUUAAAGGUGAACCACCAAAACCAAGAUAUUAUCAUGCCGCUUGUUUACUAGAUAAGGAAAUUAUUAUUUUUGGAGGAAAUAUUUCUUUUGGAUAAAAAUAAAAAAGUAGGAAUGUUUAUAUUUUGAAAUUUGAAAAUAAAAUAAUUGAAAAUGAACAUUUUGAUAGUGAAUAAGAAGAACAAAAUAAUGAUUAAUGA
Molecule: messenger RNA, 1680 nt
Organism: Ichthyophthirius multifiliis
Lineage: Eukaryota; Ciliophora; Oligohymenophorea; Hymenostomatida
Exons: 10
Molecular function (GO): protein binding
Source: RefSeq, a predicted model, not a curated record